UUCAUCUACCAUCAUUGGCAUCGAUCUCCAUGAAAUCUAACAUGUAAGAACACCCCUUCCGCUCAUCUUCCCUUGAAGAAGUUAUCGUCAUCGCAUCAACAACGACGACGCUGGUUCACCACUCUCGAUCUUCCGAUGGAGGAGCAGGAGCAACAAACCCCCCACACCUCAGGCUGCGGCGGCGGCGGCGGCGUAAUCUCCCUCCGCCCUCUGCAGCUCUCCGACGUCGACGACUUCAUGGUCUGGGCCAGCGACCCGGAUGUCGCCCACUUCUGCAGGUUCGAGCCCUACACGAGCCGCGAUGACGCCCUCGCCUACAUCGCCGGCACCGUUCUCCCCCACCCUUACUUCCGGGCCAUCUGCGUCGACGGCAGGGCGGUGGGGCAGGUCUCGGUGACGCGGAACGAGGCCGGGUCGGAGGCUUGCCGGGGGGAGCUGGGCUACGCGCUGGCCCGGGGCUACUGGGGGAGGGGGAUCACGACGGAGGCGGUGAGGAUGGCGGUGGCGGAGGUGUUCGGCAGGGGGAGGCCGGAGCUGGAGAGGGUGGAGGCGAUCGUGGACGUGGAGAACAAGGCGUCGCAGAGGGUGCUGGAGAAGGCCGGGUUCGCGAGGGAGGGGGUGCUGAGGGAGUAUCAAGUGUUCAAAGGGAGGACCAGGGAUGUGGUCGUGUUCAGCCGUCUCUCUACCGAUCUUGAUUCCUGAUGUAUUCAGCAUUAAUGUUGCUCGCAUUAUAUUGCAGAAGUUGAUUAUAGAAUCGUCUUCAAUUUGCUUGGAAAACUUCCUACGUAAAUUGUAAACCUUCCGGCCAAGCUGAACC
Syzygium oleosum is the source of this 817-nucleotide messenger RNA. RefSeq lists its product as uncharacterized. The coding region runs from base 136 to 702 and encodes 188 amino acids. The record is from RefSeq and is a predicted model, not a curated record. Gene Ontology annotation, molecular function: acyltransferase activity, transferring groups other than amino-acyl groups. NCBI's taxonomy places the organism in Eukaryota, Viridiplantae, Streptophyta, Magnoliopsida, Myrtales, Myrtaceae. The transcript has a single exon.